CUUAUCCACUCUACCCAAGAAAAGCCUUGUACGGCCCAUCUAAUGUAAGUCCAUAGAGUCCCAAAAAACCUCGCAGACUUUUCUUUUCUCUACGAUUCUCGGUACCACUAGAAUAAACCUCUACUACACACACACACACACACACACACACUCUCUCUCUCUCUCUCUCUCUCUCACUGGAGGGAUAAAACCUCAAUCAUCUUGGACAUUCAUUUUGGAUUGGAUUCUCUCAGAUCAGUGGAAUCGCAGAGAGCUUUCACUCUAAUUCCAUCAGAUCCCCCCACUUUCUUUUUUCCCAUUUUAUUUUCUCAUUCAAACCCAUUUCUCUAGGGUUUUAGUUCCAAAUGGAAAAAAGUCUCCGUUUUUAACCCACAAAUCCACAAAUCGUCGUUGACCCAGUUCCUCUUUCCUUCUUCAACUUCCCGAUCAUGGUCGGAAAACCCGAAUCCUCCAACGGCACUGCCAAAUCCGGAUCGAACCAGACCGGUUCAUCCCCACCAUCCGCAUUGCCAUUGAACCUCAAAUCCGAUCUGUUUAGCAGCUUAUCAUUCAAAACCUUGAAGCUCAAGACCAAGCAACAGGAACUCCUGCUCCGGGUCUCGAUCCUCUGCCUCAUCUACAUCUUGGCCUUCAUAACCCGUCUCUUCAGUGUUCUUCGCUAUGAGUCCAUGAUCCAUGAAUUUGACCCUUACUUCAACUACCGUACGACUCUGUUCUUGACCCAGAAGGGUUUCUACGAGUUCUGGAAUUGGUUCGAUUCUGAAAGUUGGUACCCUCUUGGAAGGAUCAUAGGAGGGACUCUCUACCCGGGUCUUAUGGUCACUGCGGCUAUAAUCUACUGGGUUCUUCGAUUCUUGAGGUUUGCUGUUCAUAUCCGUGAGGUCUGUGUCCUAACGGCGCCGUUUUUCGCUUCCAAUACUACUUUGGUUGCAUAUUUCUUUGGCAAAGAGAUUUGGGAUUCUGGGGCUGGACUUGUUGCUGCUGCAUUGAUCGCAAUCUGCCCUGGUUACAUUUCGAGGUCGGUUGCAGGGUCGUAUGACAAUGAGGGUGUGGCCAUUUUCGCAUUGUUGUUCACUUUCUACUUGUUUGUGAAGGCUGUUAAUACUGGUUCGCUUGCUUGGGCUUUGGCUUCGGCUUUUGGCUACUUUUACAUGGUUUCAGCUUGGGGUGGUUAUGUUUUUAUUAUCAAUUUGAUUCCGCUUUAUGUGUUGGUGCUUUUGAUCACGGGAAGGUAUUCCAUGAGGUUGUACGUCGCUUAUAAUUGUAUGUAUGUGCUGGGGAUGUUGUUGGCUAUGCAAAUUCGGUUUGUGGGUUUUCAGCAUGUCCAGUCUGGGGAGCAUAUGGCUGCCAUGGGUGUCUUCUUCUUGAUUCAGGUAUUCUACUUUCUAGAUUGGGUUAGAUACCUGCUAAGUGAUACAAAAUUAUUCCAAGCCUUCUUGAGGAUCACUGUGACCACUGCAGUAGGUGUGGGUGCUAUUGCUUUGGGUGUUGGCACUGCAUCUGGGUAUAUCUCUCCAUGGACAGGCCGAUUCUAUUCUCUACUAGAUCCUACAUAUGCCAAGGAUCACAUUCCAAUUAUUGCCUCCGUGUCUGAGCAUCAGCCAACAGCUUGGUCCUCAUUCAUGUUUGAUUUCCACAUCCUACUCUUCCUUUUCCCAGCAGGUCUCUACUUUUGCUUCAAGCGCUUGUCAGAUGCCACAAUCUUUAUAGUUAUGUACGGUCUUACAAGCAUGUAUUUUGCUGGUGUCAUGGUUCGGUUGAUUCUUGUUGCUACACCUGCUGUAUGUCUUAUUAGUGCAAUUGCUGUCUCCGCAACUAUAAAGAAUCUCACUCAGUUAGUAAGGACAAAGAGCAAGGUUCCCCAGUCUGGUUCUAGCAAAGGAAGUGGUAGUUCAAAAGGUUCUUCUAAGGCUACAGUUGAUCAAUCUCAGCCUUUCCAAAGAAACGGUGCGAUUGCAUUACUUCUUGGUGCAUUUUACUUGCUCAGUAAGUAUGCUACCCACUGUACCUGGGUCACAUCAGAGGCAUACUCAUCUCCCUCAAUUGUCUUGGCUGCAAGAGGUGCCCAUGGCAACAGAGUCAUUUUUGAUGAUUACCGUGAAGCAUACUUUUGGCUCCGUCAGAAUACUCCUCCUGAUGCUAAGGUGAUGUCAUGGUGGGACUAUGGGUAUCAGAUCACUGCAAUGGGAAACAGAACUGUUAUUGUUGAUAACAACACCUGGAAUAAUACUCACAUUGCUACUGUUGGACGCGCAAUGUCCUCUUAUGAACACGAGGCAAUCGAGAUAAUGAGAUCUCUUGAUGUGGAUUAUGUAUUAGUUGUAUUUGGCGGUGUUACUGGUUAUUCUUCUGAUGAUAUUAACAAAUUUCUGUGGAUGGUGAGAAUUGGAGGAGGCGUGUUUCCGGUGAUUAAGGAGCCUGAUUACCUUGUGAAUGGCGAGUAUCGUGUUGACAAAGGUGCAGCUCCCAAGAUGUUGAACUGUCUCAUGUACAAGUUAUGUUAUUAUCGUUUCGGGGAAUUGACAACUGAAUAUGGCAAGCCCCCUGGGUAUGAUCGAGCAAGGGGGGUCGAAAUUGGGAACAAGGACAUAAAACUGGAAUACUUGGAAGAAGCGUUUACAACAUCUAACUGGAUUGUUCGUAUUUAUAAAGUAAAGCCACCUAAUAAUAGGUGGUGAGUCUCUCUCUCUCUCUCUCUCUUCCUGCGGUUAAGUAUAAGGCCUUACAUGGUAGAAAAAACUAUGAGAGCUUAUAGUCUUUUGGAAUGUAGAUUUUAGAGAUAGUAAAUUGUAAUUUGUUUUUUUUUUUUUUUUUUUUUUUUCCCCUCUUCUAGAGUUUGGGAAUUAGUGCUCUUGAAUCUUUCAAUAUUUUCCUUAGACCCCAUUCUGCAAGAUUUUCUUUUCUUGCCUCAGUAAUUUAAACGGUUUUGUCUUUCUCUA
This is a messenger RNA of Ziziphus jujuba (common jujube), 2939 nucleotides long. Its product is annotated as dolichyl-diphosphooligosaccharide--protein glycosyltransferase subunit STT3B. Gene Ontology annotation, molecular function: oligosaccharyl transferase activity. NCBI's taxonomy places the organism in Eukaryota, Viridiplantae, Streptophyta, Magnoliopsida, Rosales, Rhamnaceae. The record is from RefSeq and is a predicted model, not a curated record. The coding region runs from base 429 to 2678 and encodes 749 amino acids. The transcript is spliced from 6 exons. Gene Ontology annotation, cellular component: membrane.